GUGUAAGACAGAGCGAUGUUAUAUCCCUGAAACUUCACCGCUACAUUGGAAGACGUUUUCAAGCUACUGGACUGGAAAGUAUACGGUAUUAACAUCAAUGGCGAGUACAUCACUCACCUUCGAAUUGCCGACGAUAUAGUCCUUAUGGCAGAAUCGCUGGAGGACCUAAGCACUAUGCUCAAUGACCUCAAUAAUGUCUCCCAACGGAUAGGCCUUAAGAUGAACAUGGACAAAACAAAGAUCAUGUUUAAUGUCCAUGUCACACCUAUGCCGGUAGUUGUUGGAGGCACUAAGCUCCAAGUUGUUGACGAGUAUGUUUACCUGGGACAAAUAGUCGGAUUAGGUAAGUCCAACUUUAACCGAGAGGUCAAUCGACGGAUUCAACUCGGUUGGGCAGCGUUCGGGAAAUUACGGCACAUCUUCUCGUCAGGUAUACCUCAAAACUUGAAAACGAGAUUGUACCACCAGUGCGUGUUGCCAGUGAUGACCUAUGGAACUGAGACGUGGCGCUUCACUGCUGGCCGGAUGAGGAAGCUCAAGGUUGCUCAGCGAGCUAUGGAGAGGGCUAUGCUCGGAGUUUCUCUGCGUGAUAAACUUAGAAAUGAGGAUAUCCGCAGUAGAGCCAGAGUGACCGACAUAGCCCAACGGAUUAGUAAGCUGAGGUGGCAAUGGGCCGGCCAUAUAGCUCGAAGAACCGACAACCGACGGGGAAAAAAGGUUCUCGAGUGGCGGCUUCCUACCGGCGGACGAAGUGUAGGGCGUCCCCCCACUAGAUGGAGUGCCGACCUGGUAAGACAUGCAGGAAGUCAUUGGACGCAGGUGGCUCAGGACCGUGCUUUGUGGCAUUCCUUGGGGGAGGCCUAUAUUCAGCAGUGGACUUGUGAAGGGCUGUAAUGAUGAUGAAUUAUAGGACCCCAAGCAGAUGGCAGCACCCAUCCAUCUUCUCUAUUGAAAUUAAGUUGUUUUUUUAUUUCAAUAGCCUCGCGAAUCAUACUUGGUAGAAAUCGGUGUUCUUUUGCGAGGAUUUGUAGUCUAUCAAAUCUAAUGUAAUGGCGGGGACGAUCUUGAACAUGUUCACAUACUGCAGACUUCCCGGAACGUCGGUACUUCAAGUCAGCUAUGUGUUCUAUAGCUGACUUGAAUUCGCGGGUAUAGACGUUCCUGUCGCUGCUGCCCAUCUCCUGAUGUGUUUCACUCUGUCGUCUCUUACGACACCCACGGGACGAUAUGGGGUAGUGGAUAUUCUUACACCGUUUCUACACGGACAUCACUUAAAACUUAAUUAAACAUUUGUUAGUGUUCCCUGACUGAGUUCAAACUCAGGUUGCUUGCGGAUUAUUUUUAAUGCUACUUGUUAGGACUAAAGACUUUACGUGCUUUUCGAGGCACUGGGGUUAAGCAUCGCUAACUUCCUAAUUCCAGGCUGCUUCGAUACAUGACAGGAAACUCCUAUACAUAAGUGAUUUUGGCCUGACCCGGAACCAUAUGAUUAGAAGUCACACUUACGACAACGAGUACUAAUGAGGCAGUUAGUUAGACUCUUUCGUUGAUUAAAAUAUUAAAUGCUGGCUGAUACAUGUAUGAAACCACUUAGAACUGGUUAGAACUGUACGUUACUACGUUUUCCUCGGAAUUAAGUAAGCUUUUGUGCAAAACACUGAUUUCAUCAUGUAGCUUGAUUCCCUUAUAUGUAUAUGCGAAUCAAAAUUUAUCAGUGGUAUUAAUAAUAAUACCUUCAAGUUAUCUAUUAAAACUUAAAUUUAGUAUGUACAUGAAAAAAAUUAUAACUACAUAUAUUAAUAUAAAUAAAAAAAUUAUGCAGGAAUCUAUCCAGGAGGCUGUGUCCAAAGCAUGUAAUAGUCUACCCGAGUCAGUCAACAGCGAGUGCAAACAGUUCGUCACUGAGUACGGCAAAGCAAUAAUUGCAUUGCUUGUGCACGAAAUCGACCCAUCUAGUGUGUGCCCUGCUUUAGGGCUUUGUCCACAGACGGAGGAAGUGCGCCACGUCUCCAUUAACUCUGAGAAGUCCAACUGUCCGCUCUGCUUGUUCGCAGUCGAGCAACUCGAGACUAUGCUAAAGAACAAUCGCAGUGAGGUAUUUCUCUACAACGAUAUUUAUUAACUCAUAAAAAUUUAGAUCAAUUUAAAAAAAUAAAAAUACUCUCUCCCUUUUUACUACAUAACAAUCGAAAGAGACAGGUAUAGAGAUAAUUAAUACUGAAUUUAAGUAAGCGAUAAUCAAUCAACGUUUGAUGGGAGUAAGGCAUCUAGAUGUUAGGACUGCUUUUCAGUCUUCCUAGACUCCUAUCCGUUUGGGAGGGUACUACCCUCUUACCUAUUUCUGUCGUCAAGCAACAGUAAGCGUACCGCUGCUGAGUUUCGAUCUGAAGGUAUAGAUAGUCAGUCUAAUUGCAGUCUGUAAGGCAUCCCGCCUUAAUACUCGGAAAUGACAAAGCAUGGGCGGCAGUAGCCACUGAACUCUUUAAGUUUGUUCGUCACUUCAUUAUUAUAAAAAAAAUGAGACGUGGGUGUGUCGUGAACACGGCCGUGUUUGUUGCGUGAAUACGUGUACAUAACGUCAAAGUUCAUAUUAAAAAGAAAUUAUGUGACAUCGAAACGACCUCAAAAUGUGUCCUCCACUCAACAUAACGAAUUUUUUGAUCCCAUCCUAUCCUAUCCUAUAUUUCUUAUUUUGAGCUAUCGAGUGGUGUAAUUAAAUUUUGUAUGUAGAUGAUAGAUAGUAUACACACAAAAUUGUAUUUGGGAAAACUAUGUUUGUUUGUAUGUAACAAACGAGCUAAGUGUCCAUGUGAUGGCACAUGCAUGGUACAGCAGGCCAUUUUUUUUUUUUAUAGGAGAGGGUGACAAACGAGCACACAGUCCACCCGAUGGUAAGUGGUUACUGUGACCCAUAGACAUCUACAUCUAUCCUCAAUAAAGUUUCAAGAUGCAGAUGCGUUGUCACCCGUGAGGACUAAAUUGGAAUGCCUCUUUGCCAGUAAAAAGGGUGUCCGGUUCUCUACACUCACCAUACGAAACACAGCAGCGUAAGACUGCUAUUUUACGCUGGUUUUCUGUGAGAGCGUGGUCCUUCCCCGGUCGAGCCGACCCAUUCGUGCUACAACUAUAGUACUAAUAUAGCUGCAGCAUGGCUCUACCACGUAUAAAAGUGGCGUGGUAAAAAAUGGCCAUGGACAUUUGCAAGAAAAGAAACAAAGUCUUCUACAGAUGCGUUGUCUUUAAUGAAAUACCUCACAUUCUGUAAUCAUACUGGUUUACCCUUCAACCCGAAAUAGACAUGUGUCACCAUCAUUAUAGGUUCCGUCACGUAAAAAGAGCGCUGGCCUCGUACCUCGCACUGAGCGAUUUUUCGAUCAAAUUGGUGGUAUGAAGGGGGCGCGACGGGGGAAUGUUCGCCAGUAUUAUUGUGCGCGCACGCUAUUGGUUCGGCAGUUGACCCAUGUUUCCCGCGCUUCCUUCGAUCCCAAGAAUACAGUUGCACACCCAACUUUCUAUGCACGACGCGUGACGAAGGUUU
Messenger RNA from Parnassius mnemosyne (clouded apollo), 3538 nucleotides. NCBI's taxonomy places the organism in Eukaryota, Metazoa, Arthropoda, Insecta, Lepidoptera, Papilionidae. The record is from the annotation of a GenBank genome assembly.